This is a messenger RNA of Sarcophilus harrisii (Tasmanian devil), 3212 nucleotides long. Its product is annotated as heat shock factor protein 3-like. Gene Ontology annotation, biological process: regulation of DNA-templated transcription. The record is from RefSeq and is a predicted model, not a curated record. NCBI's taxonomy places the organism in Eukaryota, Metazoa, Chordata, Mammalia, Dasyuromorphia, Dasyuridae. Gene Ontology annotation, molecular function: DNA-binding transcription factor activity; sequence-specific DNA binding. The transcript has 11 exons. Bases 121 to 1635 code for a protein of 504 amino acids.
GGGCGGGGCUAGAGGCUGGCUUGCCCUAUACAGCCUCGCGCUUCUUACCCAGUUGUCGGAGUUCAGCUUUCGGCUGCGCAGCUUCUUCUGUCUCCUCAUCCCGGUCGGGCUCUGAGCGUCAUGGAGGGGGCUUCAUCCGUGGUGCCGGGCUUCCUGGCCAAGCUCUGGACUCUGGUCGACGACUCGACCACCGACGACGUGAUCGGCUGGAACCCGAGUGGCCAGAGCUUCUCCAUCUUGGAUGAACAGAAGUUUUCCAAAGAGCUGCUUCCCAAAUAUUUCAAACAUAACAAUAUCUCCAGCUUCAUCCGCCAACUCAAUAUGUACGGUUUUCGCAAGGUGACUGCAGUGGACAAUGGGAUGGCUGUCCCAGAGAAGAAUACUGCCAUUGAGUUCCAGCACAUGUACUUCAAACAAGGGGAAGUAAACCUUCUGGAGAACAUCAAGCGUAAGGUGUCAUCUGGAAGAGGCGAGGAACCCAGAGGGGGUUCCGAUGACUUGCAGAAAACUCUUGCUGAUGUGCACGAGCUCAAGGAGCAGCAGCAUGGCACGGAUGACACGAUGGCAAACCUGAAGAGGUCAUUGCCAGACGUGUCUGGUUCCCCGCCUUCGAAGUUCAGCCGCCAAUGUGUCCCGAUCCCUGUGGACGGUGGGGAAGCUGUGGAUGUGUUGGAGCCUGUUCCUCCAACUAUCCAAGACUGCGAUAACAUCACGAUCCAAGAUAUCUCAGCUGCUAUGGAUGAUGACCUCCUUGACUUUGGGGUCCCAGAUUCCACUUUCAUGGGAUCUCCAACUCUUUCUGAAGAUCUGCCAGGCCUGAUGGACGGGAGUAACAGUCUGUCCCCUCUGAAUAUGAUGCCAUCCUUCGGGCUGGACUUGGAUAUGAAUGACUGUCCACUUCAAAUCACUGAUGAUCCCCUGGAGGAUAAUGAUAUUAUGGACCUUCCUCUGGAGCUGCACCCCUCCCAGGACAUUGAUUCUGAAGACCCUGCUGCCAUGAUUGAGUCCAUCCUGAACAACAAUUGCAUGGCUGGCGAGAAUGUUGACUUUUUGGACAGGGAUGAUAUGCAGGAAUUUCUGAAUGCUAUUGAAGCUAACCUGGAGGAGCUCCAGUCCAUGCUAACUGCAAGAGAACAGGUUCCAGAACCAGACUUGGACCUCCUGAAUGAGAUUCCAAUUCCUGAAUUUCCAGUCCUGAACAUGAACGAAGCAGGAACCUCAUCCGAUAUCUCUGAUACCCUGGCUCUCACAAGGAGUGCUGAAGAAGGUGGAAUGACCAGUGAAUUUGGAGCUGAUGGAAAUAAAGACAUGCAGCUGGUCCAAUACGUGGGCAAUCCUCUGCUUUCACUGUUUGAAGAGCUACCUUCCUUUGAAGACAGACCCCAAGAUGCCAGAGACUUCCUCCUGACUGACCUGGAGAAUGAGGAUGUGCCCACCUACUCGGAGAAUUCUGAUGAUCCUCUGUGCUUGGUGGCACCCAGCCUGUCAGAUGAUAACGAGAAUCCGCUUGAGUCUUUUGAGUCCCCACUGCUCUCGGAAGACCCCAAUGGGGAGUAUAAGCUAUUCCCCCUCUUGCUUCUCAGCCCUGUCGCUAGCUUCGUCGAAGAGGCCUCAGAAAUCGAAAACACCACCUGAGUCCCCAGAGCUAUAUCCCCCCUGCCUAGCUUCCUCCCCGUGUCCGUGAAGCCCACCACCAUCUAGGGCCAUUAGUGGCUAACCUCCUCACGCUGUCAAAGGGCAGGCCCUUGGGAGGGUGAGUGAGUGAGUUAGCAGAUGUCCUGUGGUAUCUGGGAUAGAAGUCUAGCCGAGGAGGAAGACGUGGGAUACACUGGAGGCAGGGGGAAGCACCCAUUCAUUCCAAGCCAAAGUUCCAAUCUGCAAUUUUUAGGGUAUGUUGUUCUUAUAUAGGUGAGAAAGCUGUGUUUCAGAUGUCAUAAAAUAGGCUUGUUUCUUUUGUGAUCCAGGGACUAGAGCAUUUCCUUGUGCACCAUAAGAUCUCCCAUCCCAGGAUUCCCCUGGGCUCAUCUGGUCUGUCAUAUAGAAGCAGGUGAUUUUUCUAGUACUUCAAAGAUGGAACAAAGCUUUUUUUUUCAAGUUUAGUUGCAUAGCCAGUCACAUGUAGCUCUUUUUCACCUCUUAGACUAAAAUCUAGUUUGGUUAUUUACAAUUUUCUUUUCCUAUGGAAAACGCAACUUUUAACAUGGAGUGUUAUUUUUACAUAUGGCUGCUCCAUUCAUUUCCCCUACAAUCUGAGGGUGCCCCUUCCCUGGGGCUGAGCCCCACCUACACCUGUAUGGCCUUGUGUAAGGACCCCCAAAGGCCAGCCAAGGCUAAGGUGGGGAAGCCUAUGUCAUUUCUCCAUAAGCUAAUUACCACAGAACACACAGUGCUCCCUGGGAUGACAUGAGAAAAGAAGAUGAAUAGGCUUCCCAAACUCCCUGUUCAGUUCCUCCCACCCACCCACCCAUUCCCUCCCCUCUAGCACCUUAGCCAGGCUCAGUGUUCCAGUGUAGGUCAGAUGGGUAGCUCCCUUUUCGGGCAAUUGUGCCUUAGAAGUUGGGGGAGAGGGAUGGGAAGGGAAGGGGGUGGCGAGCAAUACUUCAUCCCAUUAUCUUCUGUGCUUUCUCCUUUGUCUAAUGGGUCGAGUACCAAAAAGCCAGUAGCAAAACUAAACUCUCAAACUAUCUCACUUUUAUUUUGCACAUGUCCUAAACAUCUAAGAUAUUUAAAAUUUUGCAUAGCGUGCAUUAUAAGAAAAACAAGCUUCAAACAAUUUCUGCCUUUUAGAAAAUAGUUCCCCCCCCCGCAAACCCCUCCCCAUUUUUCCCAUUAAUUGUGUUCUUCUAGUCCCUUUUUUUGGUGUGCUUUGUUUUUGUAGCUCUUUCUCGCUGCUUUCUGUAUACACUCUUUCAUGUACUUCUAGUGCCUUCCCCAUAAAAAAAAUAUCGUGUUGGGGAAAUUGUAUUCUGGCAAAUAUUAGAGUUUCCAGCUGCAUCACCUUCCAAACAGCAGGUCCUCUUAGACAACACAUACAUGACAAACUAAUGUCGUCUUCUUUCUAAAAUGGAGACCCUAGGUUUUGAUCCAUAGAAACAUUUGGCACGCUGUAGUUGGCACAAUUCACACAAUGAUGAGAUAUGAUUGUCUCCUGCCAUGUAGCUCAAAUGCUGUUUCAACUUUUUUACACAAGGUAAUAAAGAAUAUCACCAACA